UGCUGCCGGGGCUCGCCGAGCCGCCUCUGGUUGCACACACACGUACAUUGUCCGAGCGAGCUGCCGCCGCCGCCGCAGCGAGAGAGCGCCCGAGGGCUCGGUGCCAAUGCGGGGUGGGCGCUGCAAGCCGGGGGCUUCUCCACCACCCCGGUGGAAAGUUCACCUUCGCCUGGGCCCGCCGCACCAUUGAUCCCGAGCGGCCGCCGCCGAGGAAGGAGGCAGGAUCUGCGGCUCUGGCCGGGAGGGGGGAUUUUUUUUUUUGCCUUUUCCCUCCAAACUUUGUGUGCGCGCCUCCCGCAGAAGCCUCCUGCCCCUACCGAGGAUUUGCCUCUCCUCCGCUCUCUGCCGUGCAAGGAAAGCCGCCGGGGCGGGCGUGAGCGCUGAGGGAAUUGAGCCAUCCCCGACAACGAGGGGUUCACCACUUUCUACAGGGCCAGAGUGGCCAUCAACAGUGUAGUCUUUAAUGGACCAGUAAGGAGAGGUGUCUGUCCAACUGGUUUCUGGAAUUUGGAAGGUGCCUAAAAGGAGCCUGCAAGUGAGAGCAGCAGAGGUGCUGGCACCUGGUGAACACAGAAGUUGGCACCAAGCACACCAGUGCUGGUGUUGGUGCUGCUGGAGACCCUGAGCUGGGGUCAGCGGGAAGAUGACCGAGUAUAAGCUGGUGGUGGUUGGAGCAGGUGGCGUUGGGAAGAGCGCUUUGACAAUACAGCUUAUUCAAAACCAUUUUGUUGAUGAAUAUGACCCCACGAUAGAGGAUUCCUACAGAAAGCAGGUAGUCAUUGACGGAGAGACCUGUCUGUUAGACAUCUUGGACACGGCGGGUCAAGAGGAGUACAGCGCCAUGCGAGACCAAUACAUGCGGACGGGAGAGGGCUUCCUGUGCGUCUUCGCCAUUAACAAUACGAAAUCCUUUGAAGAUAUUCACCAGUACCGAGAGCAGAUCAAGAGAGUGAAGGAUUCAGACGAUGUCCCCAUGGUGCUGGUGGGAAACAAGUGUGAUCUUCCAGCCCGGACAGUGGAAACCCGGCAAGCACAGGACCUGGCCAGGAAUUACGGGAUCCCCUACAUAGAGACAUCAGCAAAAACCAGACAGGGUGUUGAAGACGCCUUCUAUACCUUAGUGCGGGAGAUUCGGCAGCACAAACUACGCAAGCUGAAUCCACCGGAUGAAAGUGGCCCAGGCUGCAUGAAUUGUAAAUGUGUGAUAUCAUGACCAAGUUGACCGGACCGUGACUUGGAGGGGUUUCCACUGUGCGGAGCACACGGACAGAGGUGAAACAAAAGAAGCAGCAAACGGAUUCGGGAGAGGAGUAUGGGGGAGGAGGGAGACCAGGAGGAGGGUAUCUUGAGCCCUGCAUGGACUGUCUCAAACUUCAUCAAGGCCUGAAUGACAAGCGACUUUUCCCCCCCCUCCUUGUCUCCUCCUCUCCCAGCAACUGUACAAAGCCACAGAUUGAAUCACAGUAAAUUAUUAUUUGAUGGUCUCCACAAA
This is a messenger RNA of Gopherus evgoodei (Goodes thornscrub tortoise), 1492 nucleotides long. RefSeq names its product HRas proto-oncogene, GTPase (gene HRAS). Gene Ontology annotation, molecular function: GDP binding; GTPase activity; GTP binding. The record is from RefSeq and is a predicted model, not a curated record. The coding region runs from base 644 to 1213 and encodes 189 amino acids. Gene Ontology annotation, cellular component: plasma membrane. NCBI's taxonomy places the organism in Eukaryota, Metazoa, Chordata, Testudines, Testudinidae. The transcript is spliced from 8 exons. Gene Ontology annotation, biological process: Ras protein signal transduction.